Molecule: messenger RNA, 784 nt
Organism: Aspergillus alliaceus
Lineage: Eukaryota; Fungi; Ascomycota; Eurotiomycetes; Eurotiales; Aspergillaceae
Product: Tim10/DDP family zinc finger protein
Exons: 2
Coding region: 205-471 (88 amino acids)
Source: RefSeq, a predicted model, not a curated record
UCAAUUGCUCUGCGAUCUGCGGCGCUUUUCUGCCAGAAUACACCGCUUUUACGCUAUUCCGGAAUAGAACUUUUAAGUCGACUACGCAGUCCAGUUGGGGUCAGUUCAAGUUUCUUUAGCAGACCCUCCACUGUUUCCUCCUACCCAUUACUCCCUCGAAUUACCUUCGACCAAUCGUCUGGUACUAUCGUCGCUGAAAUCACAAUGGACCAACAGCUCGAUGUCUCCAAGCUCAGCGAUGCUGACAAGAAGGAAUUGAACCAGAUCCUCACGAAUGAAGCUCAGAAGUCCAAUAUCCAGCAAACCGUGCAUCAUCUGGCCGACGUGUGCUGGAAGAAAUGUAUCAAUGGGAGGAUUUCAUCAGGCCGCUUGGAUCAGUCCGAAGAGACUUGUGCACAGAACUGUGUGGAGCGGUGGAUGGACACAAAUCUUGCUGUUUUAAAACAUCUGGAAGCCCUUCGCUCGCAAUGAUUGCUUUCUGUUUCUGGAGACGAAACGUUUGGUAGAUAUUCGAUGUGAUUGCCAAACGUGUGGCAAUGUCGGAAGUUUGUUUGAAAAAAGAGAACUCCAUCUUUUCCAGCAUGACGACUAGACGGCCUUGUACUAUAGAACAACUAGAGAUAACCCAUAUAUUUGUUACGUACGGGCGUCUUUGCCCAUACCUUGUUGGGCGACAACUUAAAACCGCUAACCUCUGCACCAAACUCCAGUAGCCUGCCUACUUUUAAAGAGAGCAGAUACGGAAAACAACCAUUAGAUAAUGUUACAGAAUCCCGAUGUUUAC